AUGUCGAAUCAAGCUGAAAACGAAAAUCAAUCGGUCAUGCUUCGAAUUGAUACCGUUGAUCAAGAUGACAAUGAAGGAUUACGAACUCCUCCUAAAUCUGAACUUUCAUUAGACAAGAUUCAAACACAAACCCGCUCUUCAAUGGUUAGACAAAUCUCGAUGGACCAAUGUCCGACUUCAUCCAAUUUGGAGGAAAUAAAUCCGUUUGUGGAAAAACACUCUGGCACUACACAAGGAGGUGUUGGCUCUUUACGCUAUGAUUGUCAAGAUGACGAUGUACCAAAAGACGUUGUCACAGACGAUGAAAAUGAUGAACAAAAUGAUUUUAUAGGAACAACGGAAUCUGACAAUUCUCCAAACAGUGUAAACGAAGAUUUAUUCUCUUCUCCAAAAACUUCUUUUCGCGUUCCUCCCGGUACGCCAUACGAUGAAAAGAAUAAUCAAAAAUCAUUCAUUGCCGGUUAUAAUGGCGGUCAAAUCGGAAUUGGUCAUCGUAGAAAUGACUUUUAUGAAGAACAACAACAAGAAGGAGAGGAUGAAAGUCAAUUUGACACUUCAACUUCGGCUUUUUUGACAACUUCCGAUACUUUUGGUUUACCUUUCCCGCGAAAUUUUUCAUUGAGCAUGCCAAAUGAUUCUUCAACGCCAAAAGAACGUCAACAUGCACAACAACAAUCCGAUUGUGAUACAGGCGAUAGUAACGUUGAAAACGAACAAAACGAUAGUCUCUCUUCACUCUUUCCAUUGCAAAAGACGAUCAACAGGCCACGUCAACCAAGUUUCCCUAUGCGCUUGACCGCUUCUCUACUCUUGGCAAAAGGACAAGAGGAGAUUGCAGAAAACACCUCUUAA
Molecule: messenger RNA, 852 nt
Organism: Meira miltonrushii
Lineage: Eukaryota; Fungi; Basidiomycota; Exobasidiomycetes; Exobasidiales; Brachybasidiaceae
Exons: 1
Coding region: 1-852 (283 amino acids)
Source: RefSeq, a predicted model, not a curated record